Penaeus vannamei (Pacific white shrimp) is the source of this 469-nucleotide messenger RNA. Its product is annotated as cuticle protein AMP1A. The record is from RefSeq and is a predicted model, not a curated record. Gene Ontology annotation, cellular component: chitin-based extracellular matrix. Gene Ontology annotation, molecular function: structural constituent of chitin-based larval cuticle. NCBI's taxonomy places the organism in Eukaryota, Metazoa, Arthropoda, Malacostraca, Decapoda, Penaeidae.
UCUGGUGUUCUUUAAAACCGCUGCCAUGAAGAUUAUUGUUCUUGCCUGUCUUGCCGCCGUAGCUGUUGCUGCUAAGCUGGAGGACCGAGUGGUCACCCUCCUUCGCGAUGACCGUGUAGCCAACGAGGACGGCACCUUCUCCUACGCCGUGCAAGCCGACAACGGCAUCAACACAGCCGUUGAAGGAGUCGUUGGAUCUGCCGGUCAGAUAAAUCAGCAGGGAUCUUACACCUACACGCUAGCAGACGGUACCCAGGCUGUUGUCACUUUCGUCGCCAACGAGAACGGCUUCCAGCCCUCGUCCAACAUCCUGCCCACUCCCCACCCUCUUCCCGCUCACGUCUUUGAGCUGCUGGAAAUCGCCGAGCGCCAACGUGCAGCGGGCAUUGUGUUCAACUAAGGGAGUGAGGAAAAUAAACGACGAGAAUGGAUGUGAAAUGAAAGCUGGUUGAAUAAAGUUUUAAAUUAA